Messenger RNA from Sphenostylis stenocarpa, 1230 nucleotides. The record is from the annotation of a GenBank genome assembly. NCBI's taxonomy places the organism in Eukaryota, Viridiplantae, Streptophyta, Magnoliopsida, Fabales, Fabaceae.
AUGACGUCGGGGACGAGGCUACCCACGUGGAAGGAGAGAGAGAACAACAAGAGGAGAGAGAGAAGAAGAAGAGCCAUAGCAGCGAAGAUCUUCGCAGGUCUGAGGAUGUAUGGAAACUUCAAACUCCCCAAACACUGCGACAACAACGAAGUCCUCAAAGCCCUUUGCAACGAAGCUGGUUGGACCGUUGAACCCGAUGGAACCACUUACCGUAAGGGAUGCAAGCCUUUAGAGCGCAUGGACAUAGUUGGUGGAUCAUCAGCAGCAAGUCCAUGCUCAUCUUACCAUCCAAGUCCAUGUGCUUCAUACAAUCCAAGCCCUGGCUCAUCUUCCUUCCCAAGCCCAUCCUCAUCCCCUUACACCAACAUUCCCAAUGCUGAUGGCAAUUCCCUCAUUCCAUGGCUCAAAAACCUCUCCACUGCUUCAUCUUCAGCAUCAUCUCCCAAGCUUCCCCAUCUCUACCUCCACAGUGGCUCCAUCAGUGCUCCUGUCACACCUCCUCUGAGCUCUCCAACUGCCAGAACACCACGAAUCAAUGCUGAGUGGGAGGAUCAGUCUGCACGGCCGGGGUGGACUAGACAGCAGCACUACUCCUUCCUGCCAUCUUCUAGUCCUCCAAGCCCCGGCCGCCAGGUUGUUGACCCUGAAUGGUUUGCUGGGAUCAAACUUCCUCAUGCUAAUCCAACCUCACCAACAUUCAGCUUGAUCUCCUCAAACCCUUUUGCUUUCAAGGAAGAUGGUUUGGCAGGCAGUGGUUCGCGAAUGUGGACACCGGCUCACAGUGGAACAUGCUCUCCAGCUGUUGCACCAGGCACUGAUCACAAUGCUGACAUUCCAAUGUCUGAGGCUGUUUCAGAUGAAUUUGCGUUUGGAAGCAACAUGCUGGGGCUUGUGAAGCCAUGGGAAGGAGAAAGAAUCCAUGAGGAAUUUGGAUCAGAUGAUCUCGAACUCACACUCGGUAACUCAAAGACCAGUUAUCUUAAGAGCUGUGCUUCACAGUUGAUGACAGUUAAAUGUGUAAAACCCUUUUACCCUAUAGGAAUGGCAGCAAUUGAAUGUGAUUAUGUGAACAUUGACUUCUGUUGGUUUUGUUCAGUAGAUAUGUGUGGGGUGAUUUGCAACCCAUACAUCACUGUACUUGUUGUUAAACCUUAUGACUGGAAACAUCAGUAUACAUUGUAUGGAUUGGCUUGGUUUGCCACUGAAAGAACUCCACAGAUUGCACCCUAA